AUGACAUCAGAGUUGAGGACCACCAAAGAUGUUUUAGUGUCUUCGCUAUUUGAGUUAUCGAAAGCAGCACAAGAAGCUGCAAAUGCAGCUGUUGAUUUCUAUAGAGUAGCUACAGGCGGAGAAGAGGAUGUUACUACUGAGCAAUUACACCAAAUUCAAGAAGCUAUGAAAAUUGCUGUUUCAGCUACUACUGGUAUCAAGCGUGAAUUGCCUCAAAGUAAUGUUAAUGGAAAUGAAAAAGUUAAAAAGAAAAAAGUUGAAAGAGACCCAAAUGCUCCAAAAAAGCCAUUGACGAUGUUUUUCGCUUUUAGCUUCCAUUUGCGGAAAUUGAUUGCUGAAGAAAGGAAAAAAAAGGAUUUGCCCAACCUUAGUGCUAUCGAUAUGAACUCAAUGAUCAAGGAUCGUUGGGACAAUAUCACCAGUGAAGAAAAAGCAAGAUGGAAACAAAAAUAUGACGACGAAAUGAAAACCUACAAUUUGGAAAAGGCCAAAUACGAACAAAGCUUGAAAGACGGAUCUUAUUAUAAGGCUCCUCCUGCUCCUUAUGCUAGUGGAUACACCGGGCCCAAUCCAGUUUUAAUAACUCCAAGAGCUGAAGAAAUUGUGGAAGAGGACGAUGAUGAAGAAGAAAUCGAUGAGCCCGUGCAAAUCCCAAUUUUGAGUCAAGAAGAAAAGGAAAGAAAGAAGAAGAAGAAGGCUGAAAAGAAGGAAAAGAAGAAGAAGCUUGCAUUUGCUUCACAAUCCCCUCACUGA
This is a messenger RNA of Lodderomyces oxycetoniae, 753 nucleotides long. RefSeq names its product Hmo1p (gene HMO1). Gene Ontology annotation, molecular function: DNA binding, bending. The transcript has a single exon. NCBI's taxonomy places the organism in Eukaryota, Fungi, Ascomycota, Pichiomycetes, Serinales, Debaryomycetaceae. The record is from RefSeq and is a predicted model, not a curated record. The coding region runs from base 1 to 753 and encodes 250 amino acids.